Messenger RNA from Selaginella moellendorffii, 678 nucleotides. Its product is annotated as pentatricopeptide repeat-containing protein At4g02750-like. The coding region runs from base 1 to 678 and encodes 225 amino acids. The record is from RefSeq and is a predicted model, not a curated record. Gene Ontology annotation, molecular function: protein binding. The transcript has 2 exons. Lineage: Eukaryota; Viridiplantae; Streptophyta; Lycopodiopsida; Selaginellales; Selaginellaceae.
AUGGUUGCUCUGCCUCUAAGAACUGGAUCGCCCUGCUGCUCCUGCCCCGAUCUCGACGGUUCAAGGGCGAGAUAUCGCUCCAACUUGCUGAUUCACAGGUAUGGGAAGCUUGGAAACUUGGAGCUUGCACGCGAGGCUUUUGAGGCCAUCAAGCAUCCCAAUGUUUAUGACAAUGGGAGCUUGCGGGAAGCAAGAGAGGUGUUUGACAGGAUGCCUUCGACAGACAAGGACAUUGUACAAUCCUGUGUGGGCAUUUCCGGCUCGCUUUUGGCGAGGUUGGGGACUUGCAAGGAGCGCAAAAAGUAUUUGAUUCCUCUCCCGCGAGACAUCGUGUGCUGGAGCACUAUGGUAACUAACGCGUAUGCCCAGCGUGGGCAUCCGGAAGAUGCUAAGUGCCUGUUUGACAGGAUGCCUGACUGGAACAGGGUGGCCUGGUCGGCCUUGAGCUCGGCCUACGGCCAGCAGUUCCAUCUCGAGGCAGCCAUGCAGGUGUUCUUCGCGGUUUCCUGCAAUGCAGUCUUGACCGUUUACUCCAAAAGCUGCCACCUUGAGGCAGCCAUGCAGGCGUUCGACGCAAUAGCCUACCGUAAUGUGGGAUCCUGGAACUCACUGCUCGCAGCUUAUGCCGAUAACGGGAGUCUAACAAACUCAGCAAAGGUAUUUGCAAUGAUCACCUAG